Messenger RNA from Aspergillus niger, 2028 nucleotides. RefSeq lists its product as uncharacterized. Gene Ontology annotation, molecular function: dihydrolipoyllysine-residue acetyltransferase activity. Gene Ontology annotation, biological process: pyruvate decarboxylation to acetyl-CoA. Lineage: Eukaryota; Fungi; Ascomycota; Eurotiomycetes; Eurotiales; Aspergillaceae. Gene Ontology annotation, cellular component: pyruvate dehydrogenase complex. Bases 1 to 2028 code for a protein of 675 amino acids. The record is from RefSeq and is a predicted model, not a curated record. The transcript is spliced from 8 exons.
AUGGUUGCUUCUGCUGUCCGGAUGCGCGCUCCCAGCGCCAUGUUCCUCUCCAAAGGCGCUCUCUCCCUGAAGCGGCCGCAAACUGUUCACAGAUUCAAGGAUAUCGCUCAAUCUCAAUUGCCUUCCCUUUCCGCCCUCUCCCGUUUUUAUGCCUCCAAGUCCUUCCCUCCCCACACUGUCAUCAGCAUGCCGGCCUUGUCGCCGACCAUGUCCGCCGGAAACAUUGGAGCUUGGCAGAAGAAGGCCGGUGAUGCCCUGCAGCCCGGUGAUGUCCUGGUAGAGAUUGAGACCGAUAAGGCCCAGAUGGACUUUGAGUUCCAGGAAGAGGGUGUUCUGGCCAAGGUUCUCAAGGAGACUGGCGAGAAGGAUGUUUCUGUCGGCUCCCCUAUCGCUGUCUUGGUUGAGGAAGGUGUCGAUGUUGCUGCUUUCGAGGCUUUCACCCUGGCGGAUGCUGGUGGUGAGAAGGCUGCUCCUGCCGCUGAGGAGAGCAAGCAGGAGUCCAAGGCCGCUGAUGCUGCCCCUGCUUCUGAGCCUGCCCCUGCUGCCGUUGAGCCUGAGACUUCGGGCGAGAAACUCCAGCCCAGUCUGGACCGUGAGCCUUCCAUCAGCCCUGCUGCCAAGGCCCUGGCUCUGGAGAAGGGUGUGCCCAUCAAGGCUCUCAAGGGUACCGGACGUGGCGGUCAAAUCACCAAGGAGGACGUUGAGAAGUACAAGCCCAGUGCUUCUGCCGGUCCUACCUACGAGGACGUUCCCUUGACCUCCAUGCGCAAGACCAUUGCUAGCCGCCUCCAGCAGUCCGUGCGCGAGAACCCUCACUUCUACGUCUCCACGACCCUGUCUGUGAGCAAGCUCCUCAAGCUUCGCCAGGCCCUCAAUGCUUCCUCCGAGGGCAAGUACAAGCUUUCCGUCAACGACUUCCUCGUCAAGGCCUGCGCCGCCGCCCUCAUGAAGGUCCCCACCGUCAACUCCAGCUGGCAUGAGGAGAACGGCCAGACCGUCAUCCGUCAGCACAAGACCGUCGACGUCAGUGUUGCCGUCUCUACCCCCAACGGUCUCAUCACCCCCAUCGUCAAGAGCGUUGAGGGCCGUGGUCUGUCCAGCAUCUCCAACCAGAUCAAGGACUUGGGCAAGCGCGCCCGCGACAACAAGCUCAAGCCCGAGGAGUACCAGGGUGGCACUUUCACCAUCAGCAACAUGGGUAUGAACCCUGCUGUUGAGCGCUUCGCCGCCGUCAUCAACCCCCCUCAGGCCGGUAUCCUGGCCGUUGGUACCAUCCGCAAGGUUGCCGUUCCCGUCGAGACUGAGGAGGGCACCUCCGUUGAGUGGGAUGACCAGAUCAUCGUCACUGGCAGCUUCGACCACCGUGUCGUCGAUGGUGUUGUCGGUGCCGAGUGGAUCAAGGAGCUGAAGAAGGUUGUUGAGAACCCCCUCGAGCUUCUUUUCCUAGAUAUUCUCAAUGCAUUUCCUAUGUUCCGUACUUUCAUGAUGAUCACUUGUUCCUCUCAAGUCACACGAAUCACUUAUUCAUCAUGUCUUACGCAGAAGCCGCUGCCAAAGGUCCCAAGCAAUCUGCAGAGGAGCCGGGCCCCCAGCGUUGGCGGAGUGUACCGCGAUGAAGCUGAGAGCACCGCUUCCCUGGUCGACGUCGAUUCGCCACAUGUCCAAGCCGUGGAUCCCGAUUUCCUGAAGCAGAACGUGCAAACCACCACCCAGGCUGAGCGGAUAGAGCGAGAAGAAGAGGAGCGGGAAGCCUACGAAGAACGGAAGGCGAAGAGCAAGGCUAAGGCUAAAGCCAAGGCGAAGGCUAGUUCGGUCCGCAGCAACGCGCACAACCCUGUCUACCUCGGAAAUGCUGUGCUUCUGGCCUUGACUGGCGCUGGUCUGGGGUAUGGAGCAUACCGGAAGCAUGCUGCUGGGCAGCUUUCGUGGGAGUUGAUUGGAUGGUGCUCUGGCGCCGUUGGUGCCUUUGGUGCUGUGGACUACUUUGUUAGCAAAUGGCUUUUGCAGAACAAGUACCCUCCGAAAUAA